Molecule: messenger RNA, 1101 nt
Organism: Arvicanthis niloticus (Nile rat)
Lineage: Eukaryota; Metazoa; Chordata; Mammalia; Rodentia; Muridae
Product: olfactory receptor 5AK3-like
Biological process (GO): G protein-coupled receptor signaling pathway
Cellular component (GO): membrane
Molecular function (GO): olfactory receptor activity; G protein-coupled receptor activity
Source: RefSeq, a predicted model, not a curated record
AAAUCAGAAUCCAUUGAUUUCAAGAAGUCCUAAUUUUUCCUUCUUGUCUAGGUUUCCUUCAGAUUCUUGAUAGCCAUGACACAAAGAAAUGCCACUGAAGUCACUGACUUCUAUCUUCUGGGAUUUGGAGUCCAGCAAAGCACUCAGUGUGUCCUCUUUAUUGUAUUUCUUGUGAUCUAUGUAACAUCCAUGGUGGGUAACACUGGGAUGAUCCUCCUCAUCAACACUAACUCCAGACUUCAGACUCCCAUGUACUUCUUCUUACAAAACCUGGCUUUUGUUGACAUCUGUUACACAUCUGCCAUCACUCCCAAGAUGUUGCAGAACUUCAUGGUAGAAGACUGCUCCAUAUCAUAUACAGGAUGUGUAAUACAAUUAUUUAUUUAUGCUAUAUUCGCAACCAGUGACUGUUAUCUCCUUGCUGUUAUGGCAGUGGACCGGUAUGUGGCAAUUUGUAAGCCCCUUCGCUACCCUAUAAUCAUGUCUCGAAAAGUGUGCAUACUGUUGGUAGCUCUUUCUUAUCUCAUGGGAUCAAUAAAUUCCUCAGUACACACAGGUUUUACAUUCUCAUUGUCUUAUUGUAAUUCCAAAAAUAUCAAUCACUUUUUCUGUGAUGUUGUGCCAAUCAUCAGUCUUUCAUGCUCCAACAUUGAUAUUAAUAUCAUGCUACUUGUUGUUUUUGUUGGGUUUAACCUGACAUUCACUGUGUUGGUCAUUAUCUUAUCCUACAUAUACAUCAUGACUGCCAUCCUAAAGAUGUCCUCUACUGCAGGGAGGAAGAAAACCUUCUCCACAUGUGCCUCUCACCUGACAGCAGUCACCAUUUUCUAUGGAACCCUUGCUUACAUGUACUUACAGCCUCAUUCAGACAAUUCUGAGGAGAAUAUGAAAGUGGCCUCUGUGUUUUAUGGCAUUGUGAUUCCCAUGCUGAACCCUCUGAUCUAUAGCUUGAGAAACAAGGAAGUCAAAGAAGGGUUUAAAGCAAUGAGCACAAAGAUUUUGAGAUUGAAAUUAAAUCCUUGAUACAGGGACCAUCAAAGGGUCUCAUGGACAUGUGUUUCCACAAUGUAAUAAUUCUGAAACUGAAUGUUGGGGUUGGUC